Molecule: messenger RNA, 1213 nt
Organism: Spinacia oleracea (spinach)
Lineage: Eukaryota; Viridiplantae; Streptophyta; Magnoliopsida; Caryophyllales; Amaranthaceae
Product: short-chain dehydrogenase TIC 32, chloroplastic
Exons: 8
Coding region: 263-1213 (316 amino acids)
Source: RefSeq, a predicted model, not a curated record
GACUUCUAUCUGAUAUCGUAUAACAUAAUAUCUUCUAUCCUCACGACAAAUUCCCAUACAUCAAACACCCAACUUGGUGAUCGAAAGGAACACCCAAUUACUUGGUGAUCGAAAGGAACACCCAAUUACUUGGUGAUCGAAAGGACCCGAAGACAUUCCAAGAUUAGAUAACAUGCAGAACAAUAUCUGAUCAAUACAAAGAAAUUAGUUUAUGUGUUUGGCUGAGUGAGUUAACGGUAAAGAAAAGCGUAAGAUUGGGAAAAUGUGGUUGUUUGGGAGGAAAGGGAAAUCUGAAUUUUCAGGGAAUUCAACAGCUGAACAAGUUACCAAUGGAGUUGAUGGUAGCGGUCUCACUGCCAUUGUAACAGGAGCAUCAAGCGGGCUUGGUGCUGAAACAACACGAGUUCUAGCUCUUCGUGGUGUUCAUGUAAUCAUGGUGGAUAAGAAUAUGAAUGCUGGAACAGAGGUUAGGGAUAAAAUACUCCAAGAAAUCCCGUGUGCUAAGGUUGAUAUUAUGGAGUUGGAUUUGAGCUCAAUGACAUCUGUUAGAAACUUUGCAUCAGAAUUCAAGUCCCUUAAUUAUCCCUUGAACAUUUUAAUUAACAAUGCAGGAGUUUUUGGUCCUCCAUUUAGUCUCUCCCAAGACAACAUAGAACUGCAAUUUGCGACGAAUUACUUAGGUCAUUUUCUGUUGACAAAUCUGGUGUUGGGAAUCAUGAAAAAUACGGUUCUAGAAAGUGGUAAAGAGGGUAGGAUUGUGAACGUUUCAUCGGAAGGUCAUCGAUUCACAUAUAAUGAAGGAAUCCUUUUUCAUAAACUCAAUGAUCCAUCAGGGUACUCAAGAAUAUGUGCAUAUGGUCAAUCAAAACUUGCUACACUUUUGCAUGCCAGUGAGCUAGCCAGAAAGCUUAAGGAAGAUGGAGUUCAAAUAACUGUCAAUUCAGUUCAUCCUGGAUAUAUACGUACUAAUAUUCUCUACAUUAACAGCCUGAUGAAUGCUCUAUAUAAUACGCUCAUCCACGCUAUCCGUUUCAUCCUCAAAGAUAUUCCACAAGGAGCAGCCACAACAUGUUAUGUGGCUUUGCAUCCGGAAAUGAAAGGCAAAAGUGGUGAAUACUUUAAUAACUGUAAUUUAUCCAAGCCUUCUAAGCUAGCUCAAGAUGUCACCUUGGCCAGGAAAUUGUGGGAUUUCAGUAUGGACUUAAUUGGUUAG